Cimex lectularius (bed bug) is the source of this 7513-nucleotide messenger RNA. It is a transcript of the gene Alk, whose product is annotated as leukocyte tyrosine kinase receptor. The transcript is spliced from 27 exons. Gene Ontology annotation, biological process: protein phosphorylation; positive regulation of kinase activity; regulation of neuron differentiation. Lineage: Eukaryota; Metazoa; Arthropoda; Insecta; Hemiptera; Cimicidae. Gene Ontology annotation, molecular function: protein binding; transmembrane receptor protein tyrosine kinase activity; ATP binding. Gene Ontology annotation, cellular component: membrane; signaling receptor complex. The record is from RefSeq and is a predicted model, not a curated record. The coding region runs from base 44 to 3967 and encodes 1307 amino acids.
GCUGCGGGAGUGGACUCAGUGGUAAUAUGGCCGCGGACCAGAUAUGUUGUCAGGACGGAUUUUAGUCCUUGUUAGGGUUUUGGCCCUCUGUAUGGCCAUAGCCGUCAACGGCGUGUCCGGUACUUUCUGCGAUUUCGAGAAGGCCUGCAGCUGGAAACCGGAGCCUGGAUUCAAAGUAGUCACGGGCCAGGAAGUCAAUAACAGUUGGAUACCGGGUGAUGGUCAGUUGGGCGGACCCUUCUCCGACGCAGACAACAAUACUCAUGGCCAUUUUCUUUACCUUUUGGUAAAAAAGCCGUCAACUACGACAAAAGAAUACCACAUCACAUCACCGGAAUACCCGAGAACGGCUGACAAAUGCCACCUCUCCCUUUGGAUCCACAUGAGCAAUAUGAUCGGAGGAAACUUGAAAGUCGUCCUUGUGAACUCAAACAAGACCUCUUGGUUCGACAAAGAAAAAUAUGGAAACAACAAUAAUUCAUGGGAAAACCAUUCUUUCAACAUUGGAAGAAUCACUCAACCAUUCACUAUUAUACUUGUCGUGACCCACACGCAAAGAAACAGGUAUCCACUCCACGUUGCAAUUGACAAUAUUAGACUUCUGGACUGUUUCCCAGGAGGGCCUUUCAAAUUGUUCAAACAAUUGAAUUCAUACAAAGAGAGACCAAGGGAAGAACACUCCACUCCAAAAGAAUGUUCGCCAGUAAGUCAGUUUCAAUGUUACAACAACGCAUGUAUAGAAGCAACGAGAGUGUGCAAUAUAGAGUUAGAUUGUCCUAAUGGGGAAGAUGAAGAGCAAGACUGCUCCGAAGUGCCACAUUUUGCCAGGUGUGAUUUUGAAGAAGACACUUGCGGAUGGCACAAUAAAAAUGGCAACCAUUUGAAGUGGAUAAGAAAUAAAGGUAUGACAGCCACACCCUCGACAGGCCCAAGUAACGAUCACACAUUUCAAAAUUCAUCAGGUUAUUAUAUGUAUGUUGAUAUGUCUGGGAGGAAAUAUGAUAUGGGAACUCCUUCAGAAUUAGAGAGCCCAAUAUUUGACCCUCCACCUACUUGUCACAAUAACAACUCAUCCCCUUAUUACAACUCAUGUUAUAUUUCAUUUUUCUACCACAAAUAUGGCCCUCAUAGUGGAUCACUGGGUCUUUUUUUAGUUGAAUUGCAAAGAACAAACAUUACAUCUAAACUAUGGUGGAGCUAUGGUGAUAAAGGCAAUAAAUGGAUUCGCCAGGUUGUAAGACUUCCUAAUAUAACACAUAGAUACUAUUUCCAAUUUGAAGCUCGAAAAAGUUUUGCAUCAAGAGGUGAUCCAGGAAUUGAUGAUAUUUCUCUGAGCCCAAAAUGUUUUGGGAUUGGGAUUCCACCAGCCCAUCUUGGGGGUUAUGUUUAUGGGUCAUCAACAAUAACACCAGUUUUAACGACCCCUCCUGAAGUCCAUCCUGACUUUGCAAAUUCAACAUAUUAUCUCUUUGGGACUUGUGGAGCGAAAGGAAGAUAUGGCCCUGACCAAGACAACUGCACUGAAGCUUAUAAUAACACCGAUGUGACUAUAAAAGUCAUGAAAGAAAAACUUCUCCAGGGUGUACAGCAAUGGACAGUCCCUCACAAUGGAAUUUACACAUUAAUUGCAAGAGGAGGCAGUGGUGGAAGAGGAAGUGGUGGGCUUGCAGAAUCAAGAGGAGCUAUGGUUCGAACUGUAUUAGAACUUAAAAAAGGACAACAGCUCUAUAUACUUGUUGGUCAGGAAGGGAAUGACGCCUGCAAAAAGGACAUGGCAGCAAACAGAUCGUCAGUUUGCAAUUUAAGAUCUAAUACUAGUAAAAAGGGAAUAUUUAAUGCUUUGAAAGAAAUUAAAAAACUAACAUAUUUACCUGAGGGUGGAGGUGGAGGUGGAGCAACAUAUGUAUUCACUAUGUCUCAGAAAAAUAAAGAGAAAAAACCAGUCAUUGUGGCUGCUGGGGGAGGUGGUCUAAGCCAUAAUUCAAUAAUUGGUGAAGUAUUACAAUAUGGACAUGGAAUAAAUGUAUCAUUGCAAGCAAUAACUGGGGAUGCUAGUGGACUAGUACCUGCCGGUGCGGGUGGUGGUUGGAAAAGUGGAAAUCUAACAUAUAGAAUUACUACUGGCUUGGCACUCUUGCAAGGAGCAGUAGGAGGAGGAGCUUGUUAUGAAACAAUAGAUAAUUCAGAUAAAGGUGCUGGUGGAUUUGGAGGUGGUGGUGGUGGUUGUACGUCAGGAGGAGGCGGUGGUGGUUAUUCAGGUGGAAGAGCAUGGGCAGGAAAAAGCACAGUUGGAGAAGGGGGUUAUUCAUGGAUUGAAACGGGUUCUCACAGGAUGACAUGGAUCGCACAAAACCGAGGACCUGGAGCACUUUAUGUCAUACCUGCAAUUGAAGGAUGUGGAUGUGAUUUUCUAUGCAUUGCUUUGGAUACAUACAGAUCAAAAGUGGAAUGCAUUUGUCCUGCAAACUGGCAUUUAUCCAAUAAUUCUGUUCAAUGUUUAAUGAACCCAUUGAAAGAAACUGAGAUGUCUUUCAAAAUGAUGUUAGGAGUUAUGAUCAUUUCUUUUCUUCUCAUCUGUCUAGCCUGUUUAUGUAUUUAUUUGUACAAUCGUUAUCAAAGGACAAAAGUUGCCAUGAUGAGAAGUAAAACGCUUUCCGGUCCUGAUUUACAGUUGAAUAGACUUAGGGUUGCUUCUAACAGCAUGAUGACUGAAUAUAAUCCAAACUAUGAAUUUGGGGGUGGUGUGUACAGUCUAAGAGAUCUCAAAGAAAUACCAAGGGAACACUUGAGGCUUGUCAAAGCUUUGGGGCAAGGUGCUUUUGGUGAAGUGUAUCAGGGUUUUUUUAAAAAUAGAGCUGGAGAUGCUGUUGAAAUGCCUGUAGCUGUUAAGACAUUACCUGAAUUAUCAAGCAGCCAGGCAGAAACAGAUUUUCUAAUGGAAGCACUGAUAAUGAGCAAAUUUAAUCAUCCGAAUAUUGUCCAUUUCAUUGGUGUUUGUUUUGGUGAACAUCCAAGAUUUAUAGUAAUAGAGCUUUUAGCAGGUGGUGACCUUAAGACAUUCUUAAGAGAAGCUCGACCAAAACCUGACAGAGCUGCACCAUUAACAAUGAAAGAUUUGUUAAAUUGUAUAAUAGAUGUAGCAAAAGGUUGUAAAUAUAUGGAAGAAAAUAGGUUUAUUCACAGAGAUAUAGCAGCAAGAAACUGUCUUUUAACGAGUAAAGGCCCUGGUAGAGUUGUAAAAAUUGCUGAUUUUGGUAUGGCUAGGGAUAUUUACAGGGCUGAUUAUUACAGAAAGGGUGGCAAAGCAAUGUUACCAAUAAAAUGGAUGCCUCCAGAAGCAUUCAUGGAUGGAAUUUUUACUACAAAGACUGAUGUUUGGUCGUUUGGAGUUUUAAUGUGGGAAGUAAUGUCAAUGGGCUAUAUGCCUUAUACAGGGUGCACUAACCGAGAGGUGAUGCAGUUAGUUACAAAUGGAGGUAGGCUGGCACCACCAACUAACUGCCCGAGUCAGCUUUAUGGAAUCAUGACACAAUGUUGGCAACCAAACCCUGACAAUAGGCCUGGAUUUCCUUUAAUUCUUGAACGCUUAGGAUAUUGCAUGCAGGAUCCAGAUGUAAUAAAAGCACCACUUCCUGAUUACACAAAACCUCCACCAUCAGAACUCGAUACAACAAUAAUGAGGCCCUCGGCCCUGGAGGAGUGCAUUCAGCCAGAUUACCUUGUCCCUCUUCCAGGGCCACCAGAGUGGGAUUUAACCCAACAAUUACCCGAAUCUAGAUCUACCCAUCCUCUACUUGAACAUUCUUCUACUAGCAAUACAUCACCACCUGCCACUACAAACAACAAUAACCAAACUACAGACCCUUCGGUCAUACCUGCCAAUAAACCUCAUCUUGUCGACCAUACUGAUCAACCCGUUUACAUAGUGUCUUCUAAUAUAAAACAAGAUGGAGAAGUGUCAUGCUAAAUUUUGAAAAUAUGAUGUGAAGAAUGAGAAACUGCAUAUUUUUGAGAAGAUUUACUUUUGUAAUAAUUUUUGAUGGCAAGCUGGACAAAAUGAGAAGCCAGUGUAGUACAGGGUAAACUGAACGUUUUAAUUUACUUUUAUUCACGUUCAGAAUAUAUUUUUAUUCAGAGGUGAGAUAAAAGAUAUAACGUAAUCGACUGUUAUAUGUAGAUAACAGAUUUAUUUCAAAGACUUGGAUUGUAUAAAAUAGUUUACUCCAAGUCCAUAAAUAUAAGAAAAAUAUAUCUCAGGAAUGAUCAGUUAAAAGGGGGAAACGGGUGUAAUUAAAACCAUAAUUAUCCUGAGAUUAAAUUCUUAAAGCAUAUUUAAAUCUUUAAGAAAAGGUGAUGCUUUAUUUUUGAGGUAUCCAAGAUAUCAGAAUAAUACACAUUUAUUCAAUAAAUGUAGCUAUAAAAGCUUUAGUCACUGCUCACAACUGAAUAUAUAUUUUCAGAAUCUGGAAUAAACUGAAUGUAAAGAUAAGAAUAAAAUUUGUUAGACACAAGUAUAAUUUAAUUUGUAAUUGUACAGACAAUGUAUGGGAGUUGUAAGUGUUAAUAGUUUUAAUUGAAAACUUGAAAAUAAACAAGUAACAAAAAGGGCUUAUGUGUACAAACUAUCUUUGAUAAGUUCCAGGAACAUGAACGGCCAAAUAAUACCUAUAUGUACAAAGUUAAUAAGAAAGUUGAUGAAUGAAAAGAUGAUAUUUAUAGGUACAAAUCAAAUUUUUGUACUUCAACAUAUUUGGCAAUGACUGAUAUGGAAGAGUAGAUUAUAAAUCAACUAAAUAGAAUAAUAAGAUUGUCAUUAUAUGUAUAUUCAUCAAUGUAGUGUAAAAUAUAUAAUAAUAUCACAAUAAUUAAAAUGUUUUUCUGCACAAAAUUUAUAAAGUUUGUGCAUUUAAACUCAUAAUAAAAUAAGAUGCUUAAUUAAUGUGAUCUUAGUAUAUAUUAAUAUAUACAUAGUUAAUUGUAAUGAUGAAACACAUAAGGGUAACUUUUUUUCUAUUAAAAAACCUUGCAUUUAUAAAUCUUAUAAUUACAAUUAUGAUGUAUUAUUUUAUGAUAUUAAUUUACCAAAUUGUGAUUACCGGUAUAGAGUUGCUAAACUCAUUUUACCUAAGUUGUUAUAUUUAUUAUCGUAACAAUUAAAAGAUUGUUGUUAUUUAUUGUAAAUGCUUAAUAUGUUUUUAAGUUUGUGUUUAUACUAUAAUUUAUAUUUGUUACAUGUUUGUGCACUUAUAUCCUAAUUUUGCUCAAUAUAAAUAUUUGUUAGAAACUUUGCUAAUAUUCUCAGUAAGACUAUUUUUGUCCAAUACUUAAUGAGGCAUGUCUAAUUAUUAUCGCAGAUAAUGUUGAAGGUCAGGAAGUUUGAUCACCCAACACUCAUCAACAAUGUGAAAUUCAUUAUAAGAGAAGAGGUGGACCAAUUUAAUCGAAGACAAUCAAACUUCAUCUGCUAUUUAAAAAAGCUAAACUAUAGUUGUGUAAUUUCAAGUAAUAGGGAUUCUUGCUUAAUAUGACCUGUAAGUAUUUCGAUCGGUUUCAGUUUUGUAACAGUGGAUAGUGUUGUUGUACGCUAGUAUCGCGUAAUUUACUUUAUUUUUUAUUGUUUCUUUUUGAAAAUGUUCUUCAUUGUUUAAGAGUCGAACAUGUUCGAUUAGUGUAGAGUGAAAGCGUUCUAUUACUCCAUUUGAAUCAGGGUGUUGUGACGAAAUAAAGUGUACAUUAAUUUUGUAUAGUUUCAGGAGUUCUACAACAAGAGUAUUGUUAAAUUCCACUCCGUUGUCUAGUAUUAUUUGUUCUGGUGUAUUAUGCCUACUGAAAUGUUUAAUUAAUUUGUUGACUACUUCUAUCGCUUGCCCGGAAUUAAUUUUGUAGGCUUGUGCAAAUCGUGAAAACGUGUCGAUAAUUGUAAGAAAUUUCGUGUUAUCUAGUGUUAUGGUGUCAAUGUGUACUAUUUCAAACGGUUUUGUCGGUGUGGGUGUAAUGUUGAAUUUCAGUUUGAGGGGCCUUCGGUCAUAUUUUACCAAUAGGCAAUUUUCGCAUUGAUUAAUAAAAGUUUGUAUAGAUUUUCGUUGGUUAGGCCAAUAAUAUAGUCUUUUAAUUGCACUAUUAGUUUCGUCGAUUCCCCGAUGAUUUGUUUUACCUACGUGGUAAUUUUCGAUUAUUUCUUUUAUUUCAUCCUUUGAUUCAAUAUCCAUUAAUUUUUCUGUAUACUUAGUAAAAUUGAUUUCGGCAUCUUUGAAAUAUAUUGCCAAUGUGUUACUAAAUUUUUCAUAGAUGUCAUUUUCAAAAUACAAACCAUAUUUAGUUUUUGGAAUUAUAUAGGAUUAUAAAAUUAAUAACAUCUUUUUCUAAUUCGUUUUUUGAAAAUUGUACCAAUAUGCGUUGCUUUAAGUUGUCGAAUAAAUUGACAACCUUGGGUUUGGCAGGGGCACAUUCUACUUCCGAAAUAAAUAUUUGAUUUUUUAUUAUGUUAAUUGGUCCUUCUAAUAUGGGUGUAUUUACUACAGUAUUACCAUUAAAAUUGGAAUGCAUUGUUGCAUCUUCAUCGGUUGGUUCAUCUUCGUCUAUAUUUACUCUCACGGAUUCGUUGUCUGAGUGAAGUUGAUCAGUAUUGGAUUGUUGAAAUUCUAGGUCAUUUGGAGUUAGAUUCAGGUCUUCUAAGUUUUCUUCCCUGAGUUCAUGGUGUUUAGUAUAAAAUUCUUCUAACAGUUCGUCUAUACUCAUAUCAUCCAAGUUGUCUAUGUCUUUUGUUUCAUUAGCAUUUAUUUCUACUCUAGAUAAUGCGUCAGCUACAACGUUUUCCGAUCCUUUUUUUGUAAAUUAUUUCAUAGUUAUAUUCUUCUAAUUUCAAUCUCCAUCUUAGUAGUUUAGAGUUCAGUUCUUUUAGUGAAAAGAGCCAUUGUAGUGGUCGAUGAUCACAAAAAAUUUUGAAUCGUCUUCCAAAAAGAUAGGAUCUGAAAUAUUUCGUAGCCCAUACUAUGGCUAGAAGCUCCUUUUCUAAAAUUAUAUUAUUUCUUAGGAGUUCUAGGCAUGUUGAAACGGAGGGGUGGCUGUGUAAGAAAGACGAGCACCCCCCUCUCCAACAGAAUAUUAGUCACGAUUCUAAUUUUUUUAAGUACAUCACACCAAUGGUGACCAAAUUUUUAGACAGUUCAUUAGAUUCUUUGUCCAACUCUUGUGAAAGUAGUUCUCUUUCUUCCAAUGAUAGUAUCCUUCCGUUAAGUCCUUUUAGAAAACUCCAAUCGAAUACCUUGGCUGUAUUUUGUAAAACGAUGUCCAUGCCUGACAAUUCAUUGAAAAUAGAAUUUACUGGCCAAUUAAAUGAUAAUUCCAAAACUUCAGACCUUGAAAGUUCCUGUAAUGACUCAAACAAUCAGACAACUGAAGAACAAACUUGGGACAAAAGCAAAAACGAAAAAUAUAAUAACUCAACAGCAAAUGACAUAAAUUGUGCAUAUGAAGAAAAAGUAAGCAAUACUGCACCAGAUACUCCAAAAAA